Benincasa hispida (wax gourd) is the source of this 378-nucleotide messenger RNA. The record is from RefSeq and is a predicted model, not a curated record. Lineage: Eukaryota; Viridiplantae; Streptophyta; Magnoliopsida; Cucurbitales; Cucurbitaceae.
AUGGUGGAAGCUUCGCGGAGAAGCGCCCUGGCUGUUUCGGAUCCUAAAGAAACUGUUCAAAAAGAAUCCUAUGAGGGACCCACCAGGGUUGCUUUGGAGGAGGUGGAAGUGAAGAAGCUGCCGAAAACGGCUGAAGGGAAGAAGAAAAGAAAGACCAAGCAGAAGCGGGCAGGAGAAGAUGUAGAGGCCCGACCAAAGAAGGAAAAGAAAGAAAAGAAAGAAAAGAAGUCAAGUGAGAAGAGGGAGUGCAGGCAAGAAGAGAAGUGCCUGAAGAAGGAAAAAAAGAGAAAGAGAGCGGAAAGCUCGGAUGUCAAUGGAGAAUCCACCACCACAAGGUUGGAAGAGAGGGUGUCAACGCAAGAAAAAGAAUCAGUGUAA